CCUGGCCACACUUGAAUGUGAGUUCUGAACCUUGGACGAGUCGCUGAGGAACCUGAGCCACCAUCAUGGAGUUCGUGAUGAAGCAAGCCCUGGGAGGGGCCACCAAAGACAUGGGGAAGAUGCUUGGAGGUGAUGAAGAGAAGGACCCAGAUGCAGCCAAGAAGGAGGAGGAGCGCCAGGAAGCCUUGCGCCAAGCAGAGGAGGAGCGCAAAGCUAAGUACGCCAAGAUGGAGGCAGAGCGCGAGGUCAUGCGGCAGGGUAUCCGUGACAAGUACGGCAUCAAGAAGAAGGAGGAGCGCGAGGCGGAGGCGCAGGCCGCCCUGGAGGCCAGCUCGGAGGGCAGCCUGACGCGGCCCAAGAAGGCGGUCCCGCCGGGCUGUGGGGACGAGCCGGAGGAGGAGGACGAGAGCGUCCUGGAUGCGGUGAUCAAGUACCUGCCCGGGCCUCUGCAGGACAUUUUCAGGAAGUAACGCAGCGCCGCAGCCCCGCGACCCCGGAGCCCCCGCCC
This is a messenger RNA of Otolemur garnettii (small-eared galago), 508 nucleotides long. It is a transcript of the gene CPLX1, whose product is annotated as complexin 1. Lineage: Eukaryota; Metazoa; Chordata; Mammalia; Primates; Galagidae. The transcript has 3 exons. The coding region runs from base 66 to 470 and encodes 134 amino acids. The record is from RefSeq and is a predicted model, not a curated record. Gene Ontology annotation, molecular function: syntaxin binding. Gene Ontology annotation, biological process: neurotransmitter transport; synaptic vesicle exocytosis; regulation of neurotransmitter secretion. Gene Ontology annotation, cellular component: SNARE complex; terminal bouton.